Molecule: messenger RNA, 1401 nt
Organism: Danaus chrysippus (African queen)
Lineage: Eukaryota; Metazoa; Arthropoda; Insecta; Lepidoptera; Nymphalidae
Source: the annotation of a GenBank genome assembly
AUGUCAGCUCCUGACAUAAUGAAUAGUGUGUUGGUGACAGUGGUGUGUGUCUGUUUGUGUUUACAAACUGUGCUGUGUCAAUACCAGGACACUUGCACCACAUUGGAAGGUGGCAUCGGAACAUGUACGCCAGCAGUCUCAUGCGCUGCGUAUUUCGAUCUUCAGCGACAAGCCAAAAGACUCGAUACUUCUUUCCAGCUUAGAGAUACGCAAUGUAAAUCAAAUGAAUAUGAUGUCAUGAUCUGCUGCCCAAAUGAGAGACAAAGAGAAACGACGCUACCAUUUUGGGACUUUGACAGCGAAUAUAAUUGUGGAGAAGACCAAAGAAAUGCUGAACUUGUGUUUACAGAGGAAACGUGCACCACAAUUGAAGGUGGUAUUGGCAAAUGUGAGUCGCUAGCAGCCUGCGAACCUUACUCUGAUCUGACGAGACAAGCCAAACACGUUCCCUUGACUAUUCAACUGAGAGAUGCUCAGUGCGGUUCACACGGAAACGAACAAAAGGUCUGCUGCCCUACUUCAGUGUCGUCUUCAUCAACAACUGAGCAAGCUUCUUUCAGAGUAAUAGCUGAGUCAGAUUAUAUAACGGACCUUCCUGAACCACCAGAAUGUGGACUCGGCUUAAGUUUUUUCGUCAGAGUUGUAGGAGGUGCUAAGGCCGCGUUGGGUUACUUUCCCUGGAUGGCACUUCUUGGUACCAAACAAGAAAACUGGGACACGGCGCGUUGGAUAUGUGGGGGAAGUCUGAUCUCCCACCACCACGUCCUGACCGCUGCUCACUGUAUAAAGAAUGAAUUGAACGUGGUUCGACUCGGUGAGCUAGACUUCGGACGAGACAACGAUAGCGCUUCUCCCAUAGACUUAUCCAUUAAAAGAAAAAUCAAACAUGAAAACUUCGACUACAGUUCCUUUACUAAUGACAUCGGCCUUUUAAUAUUGGAAAAGGACGUGGAAUUCUCUGAAACAUUUUCAGAACUCAUCCGACCGAUCUGUCUACCGAGGACUGGAGAUGUGAACUGGAAAUCUCUCGUAGGCUUCAACCAGUUUCUCGCUGGCUGGGGAAACAUCGACAACCGUGGUGCUUCUUCAUCUCACCUGCGAUAUGUGGAACUGCCUGUUGUGAACAACUCGGUUUGCGAGAAAGCUUAUGAGUCGCGGGUCAUAGAUGAGAGAGUAAUGUGUGUUGGCUCCUACCUGAAAGACUCCUGCUCCGGCGACAGCGGUGGACCACUCAUGGACACUAUAAGAAACAGUACAACUUUUCGUCUUCAUUUCUAUCAGACCGCCGUCGUGUCGUAUGGUUACACUAAAUGCGGUGAAGAAAAUUUUCCAGGAGUGUACAGUUCACUGGAGUAUUUCCUGCCCUGGAUAAAGGAACGUGUUCUGGGAUUUGUUGAAUAA